Messenger RNA from Scatophagus argus, 1110 nucleotides. It is a transcript of the gene bloc1s3, whose product is annotated as biogenesis of lysosomal organelles complex-1, subunit 3. The transcript is spliced from 4 exons. The record is from RefSeq and is a predicted model, not a curated record. The coding region runs from base 253 to 837 and encodes 194 amino acids. NCBI's taxonomy places the organism in Eukaryota, Metazoa, Chordata, Actinopteri, Scatophagidae. Gene Ontology annotation, cellular component: BLOC-1 complex.
CAGUUUGGGGUGGUUAACUAUAUAUUUUAACUUUUAGCUCUUAGCUAACAUCAAUAUUAAUAUUGGUUCUCGUUAAGCUGUCCUGAGAAUAAAUCGCUCUCAGUAUCACUUACUGUUAUUUAGCUACGGUGACAAAUUAUAUCUUAACGGUACUGUGGUCCAGUGUAGCUAACGUUAAAGGUACCACGUAACGGGCUAACCUUUCGUUUUGUGUGUGUUUUUGUUUGCUUGCGUACGUGCGUGGGCGCAGUCAUGUCCAGCAGGUACCAGAUAGUGGUGCAGGGAGAGGCCUCUGAGACAGACUCUGAUGAUGAGGUCUACAUAACUUCAAUGCCUGCACCUCAAACUACCGCAGUCGGAGCCAAGGUUCCUGGGGAGGCGUCCGAAACGGACAGUGAGUGUGAGGAGGAGGAGCAGGCGGGUCCAGCCUCAACGCAGGAGAGCUCCCAGAUCCUCAGGAGAGACCUGCCUCCUCUUAUAGUAGUUAGAGACCAUCCUGAUAUACAGUCGAUAGUGGAAGACAAGCCAAGCCCGACACGUAGACCAUAUGGUGAGACCCUUUUACAACAGAAGCUGCAGGAGUCUAACAGCCGGCUAUAUAAUGAUGUGAGACAAACACUACGGCAAGUUUAUGGCAGUGCCAGUAAAGAGGUACAGAGUGCAACAGCUCAGCUGAAUGCUUCGCAGAGCGCCGUCAUCAGUGCCUCCCACAGCAUCAGGCUAAUCCUGGAUGACCUGAAGGCUGUGUCUGAGAAGAUUGACAUCAUCACCAGCUGUCAAAUACUGCCAGACAUUAACAUCAGUAAUCCAAAUAAUUGUACCACUCCUGUACCUUAAAGAAACAAAUCUCUCUCUCUCUCUCUUUCUUUCUCUUUCUCUUUCUUGACAAAGAAUUCCUAUGCAUAUGGCUAAAUAUGUAGUUACACAAUAUCUGUGUAUUUAUCUGUCAGGAUUCUCUGUCCUGUGUUCAUCCAUUUUUGUCCUGUCCUGCACUUCACUGUAAAUAUGAAUAUGACUCAGUACAAUCCAGAAUCCAAAUGACUGCUGGAUUUUAUAAGGCAUCUCCUUGUUUGUUAAAAGUGUAAAAUAAACGAAACUCAGUUAUAUAGA